Acanthoscelides obtectus is the source of this 1793-nucleotide messenger RNA. Lineage: Eukaryota; Metazoa; Arthropoda; Insecta; Coleoptera; Chrysomelidae. The record is from the annotation of a GenBank genome assembly.
AAUUAAUACAGGUGUGAAAAAUGGGACAGCACGUAUCGCGAACGGACUUCGAAUGGGUCUAUACAGAAGAACCGCACGCUAGUAGAAGAAAAGUUAUUUUAGGUUAGUCAUUUGGUUUUUAUAAAAUCAAUUGGUUUCAAUAAAAGUUAAAUUGGAUUCAACUGGUGGAUUGCAAAAUUUAUUCGCCAGCCAACGAGCCAAAAUUAGCAUUCGAGUUUUUCCUAGCACGCUUUUGGCUAUGUGUAUCGAAUUUUGAGUCUAAAAACUAUCAGAAUUGUAGUAGGCCUUAGAUUAUUUUUGUCGUUUAAAAAUCUUAUCAUUUUCUUUGCUAAAAUUUUUAAUAAUUAUAACAAAAAAGUACAUUAUAAACUUUAGAAUCUGCUAUCUUGGUUCUCUUAAUCUAUAAGUAGGUACUAAAUUUACAUCAUCAUAUAAAGUGUACACAUAUGACUCAAUGUUAAGCUUCCAGAAUUUUUAUUGCGAUUUUUAUCAGGAGAAACAUGUUGCAUGUUUUGCAUUCACUUAAAUAUUAUUUUUAUUAUAAUAAUAGGUUAUUCAAACAUUACAACAAUGAUACACAAUCUCUUGGACAUAGGCAUAACCAUUUAGUGCUUGAAAGUUGCAAUGUUGCACAUUUCUUAUCAUUGAAAUAUAGCUAAAGAAAUAUGUGUCCAAUUGGACUAACAGCUGCUUUAAAACUUUUGUUUGUUUAAUAUGCCAUACAUGUGUAUUUAUUUUCCUUUUUUAUUAUCUACACUAAAGCAUUUUAGAAAAAUAUCCACAGAUAAAGAAACUAUUUGGAUAUGAUCCUAAUUUUAAAUGGGUGGUUACUGCUAUGGUGCUGACACAAUUUAUAAUGAUGUUCAUAUUAAGGAACAAGUCAUGGCCAGUGAUUUUGCUAGUUGCUUAUUGUUUUGGAGGAGUUAUCAACCACUCAUUGAUGUUAGCUAUUCACGAGAUAUCCCACAGCUUAGCCUUUGGACAUGCUAGACCAAUGCACAAUAAACUGUUUGGAUUCUUUGCCAAUCUACCAAUAGCAAUACCAAUAUCCAUCAGCUUCAAAAAAUAUCAUCUAGAACAUCAUAGAUAUCAAGGGGACGAACUGAAAGAUACUGACAUACCAACUUAUAUGGAAGCCAAACUGUUUUGUACAACUUUUGGGAAGUUCAUUUGGAUACUAUUGCAGCCAUUUUUCUAUGCACUGAGGCCUUUAGUUGUAUAUCCUAAACCACCUAAUUUGUUAGAGUUUGUCAAUCUUGUGAUACAGCUGACUUUUGAUGCCCUAGUAGUACACUUUUUUGGUUGGAAAAUACUGGGGUAUCUUUUUUAUGGUUCUAUCAUGGCAAUGGGACUACAUCCGGUAGCUGGACAUUUUGUCAGUGAGCAUUAUAUGUUCAAAAAGGGAUAUGAGACAUACAGUUACUAUGGCCCUUUGAACUGGAUUACAUUCAAUGUUGGUUAUCAUAAUGAACAUCAUGAUUUCCCAGCUGUACCUGGGUCAAGGUUACCAGAGGUAAAGAAAAUCGCCCCAGAGUUCUAUGAUAAUCUUCCUCAGCACCACAGUUGGACAUCAGUGUUAUACGAUUUUGUGAUGGAUCCUGACGUCGGACCCUAUGCUAGAAUUAAGCGCAAAGCUAGGGGACUGGCAUCCUAAUAUUUUAUUUAUAUUAAUAUUUAUUUUUUGGCUGUUCUACGCUUAUGUGUUUAUUGUAUGUAGUAUGCCAGUAUUGUACAAAUGUGAUUUUGUAAUUUAAAGCUCAAUAUACUAUUGAAUAAAUUAUAUUUAAGUUUCA